AUGGUUAUGUUAAGGAGAAGAAUAUGGUUGUCUAUUGUUUUGGUGUCAAUUAUAAGUGCUGGAGUUGAAGGAAGAACAUUGUUAUCUAAAGAAGAAGAAGAUGAAGAGAUAGAACAGCAAUUAAAGGCUUUAAAUAAGCCUGCUUUGAAGACUAUCAAGACUGAACAUGGUGAUAUUAUUGAUUGUGUCGAUAUAUACAAACAACCUGCAUUCGAUCAUCCUUUGCUCAAGAAUCAUACCAUACAGAUGGAGCCUAGUUCUUUUCCUGAAGAGUUGAAACGUCAAGGAACUCCAUUAUCAUCAUCUAACUUCAUGAAGAUGAAACUGAGAGGCACAUCUUGUCCAAGAGGAACUGUUCCAAUUCCAAGGAUUCAGAAGGAAGAUCUUAUAAGACUUAAAUCUUUGUCACAAAGAAAGGAAGCAUAUUUCAACUCAAAUAAUGACGACAAUUCGACUCAGAUUGCAGAUUGUAAUAUACAAGCACACCCAAACAAAUCAUUUAGUGGAGGAUCAGCUUUGUUUUCUGUAUACAACCCAAUACUUACAUCUAAAGAUGAGUACAGUGCAACAACAUUGUGGGUUCAAAACUUUAACGAUGAACAAUAUAAUAGUAUUGAGGUCGGAUGGACGGUGGAUCCGGUGUUAUAUGGAGAUAGUAUAACUCGUUUAUACACUCGUUGGACAGCUGAUAGUGGUAGACGAGCUAGAACAGGUUGCUACAAUAUUCUCUGCCCUGGUUUUGUUCAAGUUGGCCCCUACCCCGUCAGUCAAGUUCUACUACCUAUUAUUCAUGAUCCUCAUGGAGGCAGUGUCCUUGAUGUUGUGGUUUUUAAGGAUAUAAAGACUAAAAAUUGGUGGUUCGCUAGACCAGAAUCAAAGACAGCUAUUGGUUAUUGGCCUGCAAGUUUGUUCAACAUUAUGAAGGAUGAAGCUCACCGAAUUGCUUGGGGAGGACAAGCCUAUAGUCCAAAAGAUGAUGGUGGUGUGGAAAUGGGGAGUGGGCUAUUCUUAUCAAAGCAAGAGCUUAAAACUUGUUUUGCUGCAAAACUUCAAUUUGUAGAUGAAACAAAUCAUUAUAUGAAUCCAAGUCCUUAUAAGGUAGAAACCUAUACAAGCAAUCCAAAUUGUUAUGGCGUUGAGUAUAGAGGCUAUACUGGUCCAGCUUUAGAAUUUGAUGUAUUGUUUGGAGGUCCUGGUGGCUUGAAAUGUAGAAAAUAA
Pistacia vera is the source of this 1218-nucleotide messenger RNA. RefSeq lists its product as uncharacterized. The transcript is spliced from 7 exons. The coding region runs from base 1 to 1218 and encodes 405 amino acids. Lineage: Eukaryota; Viridiplantae; Streptophyta; Magnoliopsida; Sapindales; Anacardiaceae. The record is from RefSeq and is a predicted model, not a curated record.